Messenger RNA from Trichomonas vaginalis G3, 606 nucleotides. RefSeq names its product glycine-rich protein family. Bases 1 to 606 code for a protein of 201 amino acids. The record is from RefSeq and is a predicted model, not a curated record. The transcript has a single exon. NCBI's taxonomy places the organism in Eukaryota, Parabasalia, Trichomonadida, Trichomonadidae.
AUGGUGGCAGCUGGUGGUGGUGGCCAUGAUGUGAUGAGUCCUGCUGGCUCAGGUGGUGGUAUAAAGGGUUUCGAUAGCGAUGGUAAAGGAGGAAACCAAACUUCUGGUGGUGAUGGGUUUUAUAAAGGGAGGUUUGGAUUAGGAGGUGGAAAUGGAGCAAUAGCAGGAAAUAACGGCAAUGCAGGAGCUGGUGGAGGUUAUUUUGGAGGAGGAACAAGCUUUGAUGCGACUAUUGGCUCUGCUGGAGGGGGAAGUUCGUACAUCAGCGGAUAUCCAGGAUGUAUUUCUGUAGAUAAAAAUUUCACAAUGGAGAACCCUAUAUUUUCCACCGCAGAUGAUCCAUCAAUUCAUUACUCAGGAAUAAAAUUUGAGAAUCCUAAAAUGAGAGACGGAAACAGCAUAAUGCCUUCUCCAAUUCUAAAUAAAUAUACUCCAGAAAUUGGGCAUUAUGGUAAUGGACAUGCCAUCAUAGCGCCUUUAUCAGAAAAUUAUUUUCCUAAAAACUAUGGUAUUCCGAUUCGAAUACUAUGCUCAAUUCCGUUGAAAAUCGGACGAAACCUCGAUAGUGCAUACUUUUAUUUCAUAAUGAACUUAUUUCUCUGUUAA